GCGUGUCAGUGUCGUGUAUGCAUUCGAACCGAUUCGUUGUGCCGAGAGCAGCCAGCAUAUUUACAAAGCGCGCGUCAGCGUCUAGCAAAACUUCAGCCGUGUGUUUUGUUGGUGUCCGUCCAAUGGAGAAGCCAAGUGCAAAGCAAAAUUGAAUAAUUUUUUAGUGUGUCGCGUGUGUGUGAGUGAGUGUGAGUUGUGUGCGUACGUGUAUGUGUAUGUUUUGUUAUUCGUAUUCGUAUUAUUUGCUUGCCAUGCCAAAAAUAUAAAGUUUGAUAUCAAAAUCUAAACGGCAAAGCUGAAGUGCAUAACAGUUACGAAGGAAAUUGAAACCAAACGUGAAUUGAAACGGCAAACGACGACAGGCAGCUGAUUCAGCGAAUAUUUUGCUAAUUUUGCAGCAAUUAGAAAAGAAAAACAACAACAACAUCAACCACAAGAACAUUCAAGCAGUGCCGGCUGCUGCGCCGCUGCGUCUGUGUUCCACAAGGAACCAACACCAACAAAAACAAAUGCGUGUCUGUGAGGGGCGCAUUUGCAUAAAUAUGUAAGGCUGCCCGGCCUGGACCGCGCCCGUUGUAGUUGCCGUAACUCCCGUUGCGUCUGCUUUAUCAAGUGUCGAAAAAUAUAAGAGAAAGUAAAUUGUGCAAAAUUGUUUAAAUUGGCUUUGGGUGUCGUCGUUUUCAGGCCAUUCUCAGUGUCUUAUAUUUGUGUAUGUGUGUGAGAGAGAGGGUGUGAGAGAGAGAGAGAGUCCAAACAGUGUGUAAACGCAAUGGCGCUAAGCCCCGAGCAUCAACGCUGAGCAGAGUGCAAAGCUUGUCGACAGAUUCUAAGUUGAAAACGUGAAGCGGCUGAGCGAAUAUCCAGCCCAACUGCCAAAAUGUCAACUUCAACGAUAACAGCAACAACAACAACAACAGUCGCACCAGUAGCAGCAGCAGCAGCAGCAGCAACAGCAACAGCAAACACAGCAUCGACUUCAGCUGCGUCGCCCCCGCCAACUGCGAGCAGCGGACGUAUUGCCGACUGCCGUAAAUUCUCACCAAAUAUAUUCAACAAGAGCAAAUGCAGCCAUUGUUUUCGUCAGCGAGAGGAGCACAGCGCCGCUGCCUUGGAAUGCAAUAGGUCAGCGACUCUGGCAGGCACAGCAUCGCGUAAAGUCUCCAAAUGUGGCUAUUUAUUUGUUGCGCCGGAUUGGGACUUUUCAAAUCCAUUGUAUCGGACAAAGCGUUGGCAAAGACGAUGGUUUGUUCUCUACGACGAUGGUGAGCUGACUUAUUCAGUGGAUGAUUAUCCCGAGACAGUGCCACAGGCUUGCAUUGAUAUGACCAAAGUACUCGAAGUGAGCAGUGCCGAGGAGGUUACAGGCCAUACAAACUCGAUUGCCAUAACUGCACAGGACCGCGUGACCUUCGUCAAGGGCAUUAGUCCAGAUGAGUCGCAGUGGUGGCUCAAUAUAUUAACUGGCUUUCCCAAAUGCAAGGGCCGCCACAAGCGCAGCACCACACUGCCAGGCGGUCAGAUCAGCUGCCUAAGGCAGUCCUCGAAUGUGGACAUGGCAGUCAAGUUGGGCAACCGCCAUAGCUCCUACCACAAGGACACGCUAACGUCUUCGCAGUCGGCCGGCAAUCUGCUAUGUAGCCUCGACGACUCCAGCUCGCCGAACACAGUUAGUCUCUCAGUCACUGCUAUGGCAAAUGACGACGAGGACGAUGGGGUCGAGACAGGCGAGGAUGAGGAGGACGAAGACGAGACUCAGCAGCGGCAAGUUUCAAACUCAAGGAAGACAAAAACAUCGUCUUCAUCGAGCUGCCAUGGCGGACAGGACGAGAACAAUCGCAAUGCUGGCAAUGAGAUCACAAACCGGGUGUCUCAACCCACGGGCUGUUUGCUGAUCGAGGACAUGCGACGAGAUGAGAAAUCCAUCAAGGACAUUGCUAACACAAAUCUAAGUCAACACCAGAACAAGCGUUGGUCUACGGCUGUCAACAAUGCCCUAAACAAUCACCAUCAUUACCAGUACCAGACAUCGCGUGAUGAGACCGAUUUCCAAGUGACGUCCACCGGCAAAUCGACGAGCGCAAGCUCCGAGCAAACGAGUGUCAAUCUGAGACCAAAGUCAUUACCAUUGGCGGCCAACUCAACGCCAGCAAUUGUAUCUGCAAUAGUCAAAAAGAUACCCACAGUGUUGGUGUCCCAGCAGCAACAACAACAACAACAACAGCAGCAGCAGCAACAACCUAAGCAAGGAGUAGAGAGCGCAAAAAACGGAAAAGCCGGCGCCCGAUUGCAAUUGCAGCUAAAACCCGCAAAGCAUUAUCAGCACGAACGUGGCGAUCCCGAUGGCGGUUGUAAUCUGGACGAGCUGUGCGCCAACUACCUGGCCAAGGCGGAUGAGCUGAGACCUGCGAGCAAAGCCAAUAAGUGCACAGUGUCCAACAAGCCGUCAGCCAAAAGCCUAAAGGAUACGCUUAACGCGAAAAAAGGCUGGUUAAUGAAGCUGGAUAAUCGGACGGGCGAGUGGAGCAAGCACUGGUUCACGCUAUGUGGUGCGGCGCUCUUCUACUACAGAGAUCCGCUGUGCGAGGAAAGGGGCGUACUCGAUGGCGUCCUGGAUGUCAACAGCCUUUCGAAUGUAGUGGAAGAGCCCAGCGCCAGCAAACAGCAUGCCUUUCAACUGAUUACCUGGGACAAGCAGCGCCUGUUUCUAGCCGGCCUCUCGCCCAGCUCGCGCAAUAGUUGGCUGGUCGCACUGAGGAGUGCGGCAGGGCUACCGCAACAGUUGGAGACUUCGCCAACGACGGUGACGGCAUCGGUAAUUAAGCCGAGCGAAAUUGAGCAGGACUUUAUUAAGGCACAGCUUCAGACACACCCGCUCAGCUCUAGUCCGGCCACGCCUGGAACCCCGGCAAAUGCACCACAUUUCUCCUCUGAUGAGGAGUACCGCACGGCCUCUGAGGGCGGUCGUCGGGACAGCCUCGACUGGGGCUCACCGCUGUCACCUUCGCCACCUGUCUUACGCAGCUGUCUGCGCAAUCGCAGCUUGGCUAGUCUGCAUAAGCGCAGCCGCAGCUCUCCACCCAGCUCGCGCCGAAGUACGGUCGAUAGUGUGGCCAGCGAUGAGCUGCCAUUAAUGGCCGUGCCCGAAGAGAUGCGGCCAGACCGCGAGCUCAAGCAACAAUGCGAAACGUUGCGUACCGAAGCCAAGCUGCGCGAGGCACGCAUGUCGGAGCUGCUCACAACACUGCAGCGCACGGAGCAGGAGCUCACGGCCCGGCUGCAGGAACAACAGCAGCAGCUGAACGGUGAACUGGCGAGUGCCAAGCAAAGUGCAGCGGAGCUGGUGCAUAGCCUGAGCGUGCAGCUGACGGAGAGUCAGUGUACUAUCAAGCAGCUGGAGGAUCGUCUGGCGCAGGGCAUUGAGGAGAACGAGAGCCUGUACAAGCGACUGCGCGAAUUGCAGGCGGACAACAACCAGGUGCCCAGUCUCAGCAACUUGCAGCGUCACAAAAUGAAGCGCAUGGACUCACUCAGUGAUCUGACCACGAUAAGCGAUAUAGAUCCGUACUGCUUGCAGCGGGACUCGCUGGCCGAGGAGUACAAUGAGCUGCGCAGCCGCUUUGAGAAGGCGGUAAAUGAAAUUCGUGCUAUGAAACGUGAGCUUAAACAGUCCCAGAACCAGUACGAUGCGCUCGAAUUGAUCCAGACGGCACUGCAGCAGAAACUGGAACGCAGCCAGAUGGAAGAUGGGGCCCAACUCCAAUUGAUGGCUGCACGGAUUCAAGAUUUGACGAUCAAGUACAGCACUUCAGAGCGCCAGGUGCGAGCGCUUAAGCAGAAACUGGCCAAGUCCGAACGAAGGCGGUCACUCUCAUUAAAAGGCAAGGAGCAACUGGAGCUUAAGCUGACUGAGCUCCAAAGAGAAACCGUGGAGCGCAAGCCUGCAGCUAGCACUGUCCCAAGCACCGAGUCCAGCAGCGAUUCCAGUAUUCAAUCAUCGCCCUUGAACUCCCAUCUGCUGCAGCGUCUGCAUAGUCUAGAGCAUGUUCUGCUCAGCAGUAAGGAGCGGCUAGAACAGAGUCUAAACCAGCUGCAGCUGCUGCGCGCGGGCCAUCGCAGUCGUCGAUCCGUUUCGCCCCUCAAUGAGCGCAAGGACGGACUUAGACAAUUGGAACGUGCUCUUACCGAGACCUGCGUAAUGGUCAGCGAGCAAAUGGAGCUCUCGUGCCUGCAGGAUUCCUGCCAUAAGUGCUGCGAGUUUCGGCAACGCGUCGAGAAGCUGACAGCACUUCAUCAGCAGACCGAGACGGACCUCCAACGAAGUGAACAGCUGUUGGAGCAGCGUGAAAACGAACUGGCGAUCGCACUGGAGAAGUGCGCCAGCCAAGAGCAGGAGCAGCAGAAGCUGUUGAAGCAGCGCGACGAGCUAAGCGACGAGCUGGGCCGACAGCAGGAGCGUUGCAAACGGAUGGAGAAACGUCUCGAUCUGCUCGAAAGAGAGCACGGCAAACAGCUUGAGUGCCUCAGGGAGGUGUAUCGACACGAACAUGCCAAUGUCGCCGAUGAGCAGAGCUUUCGCAAACGUUAUCAGACGGAAAUCGAACAGCUGAGGACACUCUGCGAGAAGGGCCUGAGCGCUAUGGAGUCAUCGCAUCGUCGCCUAAUCUGCGAUAUGGAAGAAAAGCACAAGCAAGAAAUUGAGCGUCUGUUGGCGGAGAAGGAAACCGCUUUAGCUGAGGAAACACAGGCAACAUUGGCCGCCCUGGAUGCCAUGCGUAAGGCCCACCAGAGCGAAGUGCAACGUGAAGUGGCACGCUUCAAGGCGGAAUUUCUGCAUCAGGUACAGCGAGGCGAACACAUGCGUGGAGAUGGCGCUAAGCUGAAGGAAGAGGAGCUCGAUGAGCUGCGGCUAGAGAUUUUGUCAUUUUCCGAGAAGUACUCCAUAAAGUGCGUGGAAAACGCUGCGCUUGAGGAAAAACUGCACCUGGCCAACGGCAAGUUGAGGCACUUCCAACAAAUGCAACAGCUGGAGCUGAGAAAUAGACAAUUUCGCGCACACUUGGCCUCAGAUGAUCCUGGCAGCGAUGUGCACUUUGUCCAGGGGCUGACGACAGGUUCGAAAGAGGACGCUGCAUGCCAAGAUAGCGAGCCUGUUCAGUGCCCACCACAUAUUAUGGUUGAACCAAACACAACAAGAAUCAAUCCAACAGCAUCUAUAGACCCAGACACAGACCACGUAACAGCAUCGAGAGCGCCCGACAAAAUGGAGCAAAACCAGUUUGUGAUACCCUCCAAUAAGCUCAGUCGUUCCCAAACGUCUGCCACAAGCAAUUCUGAUUCCGGCAACGAUAUCGAAAGCACUGGCGAAGAGCUAGCCUAUGAGCCGUGCUACAAGCCCUGCGAUAUAUUUGCCAUAUAUCAGAAUCGUUUAUGUUUUCAAGGUCUAAAACCGAGCUCAACGUUUGGAAAGAAUUUACGAAAAUCCACUGCAAAACCAACAUCACCAGCAUCAUCAUCAGCAUCAGCAUUAGCAUCAGCAUCGGCAUCAGCAUCAGCAUCAGCAUCAGGUAUUAGAAGCCUGCCCAAUUCAAAGGGACCCAGUCACAAACGAAUAUAUAAAACAGCUGCCGUCAUUAACAUACAGCAACAGCACAACCCCGACAAUGCAAUACAAAAGGAAAAAGCACAAUGAACAACAAUGAAAUAAUGAAAAACAAAACGAAAAACAAAACAGUUGAAAAUGAAAAACCAUAACCAAGAACGAACAACAACAAAACCAGUGGAAUAACCAAAGAAUAAUUAGUGCUAAUAAUAAAUAAAUUAUUAUAAUAAAUAUUUAACAUAUAAAAAUAACUUAAACCAAAUGCAAAAUCGAACGGAAAUACAUAAAUAUAAACAUGGCUAAUAAAGAUGAUGUUGGUGAUGUUGCUGCAGCUUCUCGUAACUAAGAGCGAGAACGAGAAAAAGAUUGAGUUAUACUAACAACAACAACAAAUGUUCGCCCCCUUCCGCCGUAAGCUGGAAAGGACGUUGAGCAAUGGAAAAACUAAUCAUAAUAUCCACAGCACCAAUAACACUUACAACAACAAAAUCAUCGUAAACUAGCCACUAUUUAAAAUAUCAAUUAUUGGCAAGAAUUCAAUUUUCUAUUUGACGAAAUGGAUUUAUCAGUUAUUCUAUAAUCGUAUUGUAUCUGUUACAUUUACCCAAAAGUUUCUAUGUCCAUUAAAUGUGUCAUUUACUUAUGUAGUAUUUAGGACAAUCGAAAAAAAAAACAGACCAUAAAUGUUAUGCUCAACUAUUUAUACA
Messenger RNA from Drosophila virilis, 6306 nucleotides. It is a transcript of the gene osp, whose product is annotated as myosin phosphatase Rho interacting protein outspread. The record is from RefSeq and is a predicted model, not a curated record. NCBI's taxonomy places the organism in Eukaryota, Metazoa, Arthropoda, Insecta, Diptera, Drosophilidae. Gene Ontology annotation, molecular function: actin filament binding. Gene Ontology annotation, cellular component: actin cytoskeleton.